AUGUCCAAGGGCGGAGCAGACGACUUGAUAGAGAUCGAGAUCGAUGAAAGGGAAAAACAAGCAUGCUUGGAGGAGAGCAUGGAGGAACAGACUAUCAUGGCAUCAGAUCUGAUCCAGCAAGACAUUGACAUCAACGAGCCGGUUGGCAAUUUGAAGAGGCUGUUGGAGCCUCGGCUUCAAAUUUCACUAGAUUCGUAUGAAAUAUGCUUGCAAGACAUUCAGUUGCACCCUGAUCACAGCCUCUUUGAUCAGGGUGUCAAAACAGAUGGCACGGUGCAGCUCAGCCUGCAGCUCAUAAGCAAGCCAGGUGAAGAGAAGUUGAACAUCUUGGAGAUUGUGAAGCCCGUGGAGACGGUGGAAGUGGUGAUUGACCCGGACGCGGCGGGUGAGGAAGGUUCGCUGGUGGAGGAGGGGCAGCUCAUCGCCGUGGAACGCUCGGGUCUGUCCGACGAGACCUCAGAGCAGGUGACACGCUGGGCCGCCGCCUUGGAAGGCUAUCGCAAGGAGCAAGUCCGACUCGGAAUACCCUACGAUCCCGUCCUGUGGACGGCCGACCAGUCGAUACACUGGGCCGUGUGGGUGAUGAAGGAAUUCAGCAUCGACGAGAUGGAAAUCGGGAGCAUUCACAUCCCAGGUCGAAACCUCUGCGCGUUAAGCCAGGAAGAGUUUCUCCAGAAAGUACCCAACGGGGAGAUUCUCUGGAGCCACCUGGAACUUCUUCGGAAAUAUGUUUUGGCAAGCCAGGACCAGUCCGGAGGGGACGCCACUGUUACCAUCGAUCAACCUGUGCAGAUCAUCCCAGCCCAGGUUAGCACACCCACGGCAAUUAAAGUGAUGAAGCAGAACCGCGGACCACGAGCGCCCCGCAUUUCGGGAGAGGAGCGCAGCUCGCCUGGCAACCGUACAGGCAACAACGGUCAGAUCCAACUGUGGCAGUUCCUGUUGGAGCUUUUGACGGACAAAGACUCCAGGGACUGCAUCUCCUGGGUGGGCGAGGAGGGCGAGUUCAAGCUCAACCAGCCCGAACUCGUGGCGCAAAAGUGGGGCCAGCGCAAAAACAAGCCGACCAUGAACUACGAGAAACUCAGCCGAGCCCUCAGGUAUUACUACGACGGCGACAUGAUCAGCAAAGUGCAGGGAAAGCGUUUCGUGUACAAGUUCGUGUGCGACCUGCGAACCCUGAUCGGCUACAGCGCCGCCGAGCUCAACAGCCUGGUGGCCGAAUGCGAGCAGAGGAAGAUGUCGCGGUUGCAGAUGCAUGGCAUCGCGCAGCCUAUCACCACUGUCACCUUGGCCACCACAAUGGAAAAGGACAGCUGA
This is a messenger RNA of Nerophis lumbriciformis (worm pipefish), 1320 nucleotides long. The record is from RefSeq and is a predicted model, not a curated record. NCBI's taxonomy places the organism in Eukaryota, Metazoa, Chordata, Actinopteri, Syngnathiformes, Syngnathidae.